Molecule: messenger RNA, 711 nt
Organism: Alternaria postmessia
Lineage: Eukaryota; Fungi; Ascomycota; Dothideomycetes; Pleosporales; Pleosporaceae
Exons: 2
Coding region: 1-711 (236 amino acids)
Source: RefSeq, a predicted model, not a curated record
AUGGCGCAAGUCGCUAGCAACCCUCCUCCCUAUGCGCAACAGAAUGCGCCCCACGGCACCAAGAGAGCCGCAGACAGUUCCCUCGAGAACGAGCAGCGGCUGAUAGACAACAAUGGCACACGCCUCUACAUCCCUGUUCCGGGCUCAACAGAUGCCACACUCCCGCGCCAAUCCCAAUCGCCCACCUCCUAUGGCGACCCUCUGGCCUUUGUCGCCUCCAGGCGGAAACAGCCUCGCAAGCCACGCUUCCCCCGCGCCCAAGAAGAAGAGACCGGCAUGCAGGUAGAAGACACCCCCCACAGAGUCUACAUUUCCGACCUAAGCGCUGAACUCUCCGACAUUGAGUCCGACGAAGAGAAUCCCAUUUUCCUUUCCGAUAUCGAAAAGCAUCUCUCCAAGAUACCAAAGCACAUCUUACUGGGCCCGGAGCCCAAGCCCACGGACAAGAACCAGUUGGUCCUGUACAAUGUACCUGCAAGUCUGACAGUACCCGAGGCUCAAGACAACGUGCGCAAGGCCAUUGUAGAGGCAAGACAACGCAUCAGGGAUAAGCAGGUGAACCCAGUAACGGAACCUGAGAAUGUAGAUUUGGCAAGGAAUAACUACCACAGUAGUGGUCCUAUCAUUAGAGAAGACAGGAUGAUGGAUGCGAUACCCCAACCUACGGCAACACCUGCAGACGGAGACGGCGAUGCCAUGGACAUUGAUUGA